AUGCCGACAAUCGCAGUCGACAAGGCCGACCUCUGGGAGCGUCUAGGGCAGGAAUACACGACAGAAGAGUUCGAUAGACUAUGUUUCGACUAUGGCUUAGAACUAGACGAAGAUACAACAGAAGAGGUGGAGGAGGCGAUCAAGAAAGGCUUGCCCGCUGAACGCCUUCAACUGAAAAUCGAAGUGCCAGCGAACAGAUACGAUCUUCUCUGCAUCGAGGGCAUAGCUCGGGCUCUGAGUAUCUUCACCGAAAAAGCUCAAACUCCGACUUACAAGCUCGUAUACCCGCCUGGAGGGGAGGAUGAUCUUCUGACUGUCAAAAUUGAUCCAGAGACAUCGAAAAUCAGACCUCUCUUCGCCUGUGCGAUCCUGCGAAAUAUCAAGUUCACACCGCGAUCAUACGCCUCGUUCAUCGAAUUGCAAGAUAAGCUUCAUCAAAACAUCUGUAGACGCCGGCAGCUGGUCGCGAUCGGAACGCAUGAUUUAGACACACUGACACCUCCAUUCCGCUAUGAAGCUCGGCCACCCAAAGACAUCAAGUUCGCACCGCUGGGGAAGACUCAGGCGUACACCGCCGAGGAGCUGAUGACGAUAUAUGAGUCGGAAAAACACCUCGCGCGAUACCUCCAUAUUAUUCGCGAUUCUCCCGUCUAUCCAAUUAUCUAUGAUUCGAAAGAUCAGGUUCUCUCCAUGCCUCCGAUCAUCAAUUCGGAGCACAGCAAGAUUACUUUAAAUACCAGGAACGUCUUCAUAGAUGUCACCGCGACUGACCAGACCAAACUCGACAUCGUCGUUAACAUCGUCUCUACGAUGUUCGCUGAGUACUGCGUGGAGCCCUUCACCAUCGAGCCCGUUAGAAUCAUCAUGCCAAAUGGAAAGAGCCGCAUUUCACCGGACCUCUCUGGACGACGGAUGAUUGCGCGAGCAUCCUACGUGAAUUCAUGCACUGGCCUCAAGCUUUCUGCGAAAGAAGUGGCCACUCUCCUGCAACGCAUGGCUCUAUCGACGUCGGUGUCGACUUCCAACCCCGACGAGAUCCAUGUGCGUGUGCCUCCGACAAGACCAGACAUUUUGCACGAAUGCGACAUCAUGGAAGACGCGGCCAUUGCAUAUGGCUUCAACAAACUUCCAGACAAAUUCCCGGCUACGAGCACCGUGGCUCAGCCCCUGGCGAUCAGCAAGCUCAGCGACGUGAUCCGCAGCGAGUGGGCCUUCGCAGGCUGGGCAGAGGUGCUACCUCUCAUCCUCUGCUCACAUGAGGAGAACUUCGAGUGGCUGAACCACGAAGACGACAACAACACCGCCGUCAAGAUCGCCAACCCCAAGACGCUCGAAUUCCAGGUCGUACGAACGACCUUGAUCCCUGGUCUGCUAAAGACGAUCCGGGAGAACCGCUCGCAUUCACUGCCCCUCAAGAUCUUCGAGACGUCGGACGUUGUUUUCAAAGAUACCAGACGAGAGCGUCAGGCACGCAACGAGCGUCAUGCGGCGGCUGUAUGGUGUAACAAGACUGCUGGUUUCGAGAUCGUUCAUGGCCUGCUGGACCGGGCCAUGAAGAUGCUCGAGGUUCCUCGUAUCGGAUGCGAAGACUUCAAGGCGUCUACCGGGUAUUACAUCAAAGAAACGAGCGAUCCUAUGUACUUCCCUGGUCGAGCAGCGAACAUAUUCUACCGCCCGCCACCUGAAAAGCAUGGCAAGCUUUCGUCGAUCAAGCAAAGUGUUGAGUCUGCCCUGCGCAUCAGCCACGACCUCACCAUCGGUUCGCUUGGGAUCCUCCAUCCGACAGUGCUGGAGAAAUUCGAGAUCGGCUUCCCGUGCUCGGCUCUCGAGUUUUCACUGGAGCCGUUCAAGAAGCAGACCCAGAAGGUGUGGACAAACGACGACUAG
This is a messenger RNA of Cyclocybe aegerita, 1887 nucleotides long. Lineage: Eukaryota; Fungi; Basidiomycota; Agaricomycetes; Agaricales; Hemipholiotaceae. The record is from the annotation of a GenBank genome assembly.